This is a messenger RNA of Glycine soja, 1673 nucleotides long. Its product is annotated as SUPPRESSOR OF GAMMA RESPONSE 1-like. Gene Ontology annotation, molecular function: transcription cis-regulatory region binding; DNA-binding transcription factor activity. NCBI's taxonomy places the organism in Eukaryota, Viridiplantae, Streptophyta, Magnoliopsida, Fabales, Fabaceae. Bases 180 to 1460 code for a protein of 426 amino acids. Gene Ontology annotation, cellular component: nucleus. The transcript has 7 exons. The record is from RefSeq and is a predicted model, not a curated record. Gene Ontology annotation, biological process: regulation of DNA-templated transcription.
UAGGGCUCAACAACGUUUCAAUUCGACGGUUGCAGAUUUUGAUGAGGCCAUCAAGCUUGAUCAAGGGCACCGCCGAGUCCAACACUACAAUUGAAGGAGCAAACUAAGGACAAAGAAGAUGCAGAUUCUAGGAAAGCAGAAACAGAAGGUUUUGAAUUGAAUCAUCAACGACUUUCCCCAUGGCUGGAACAUCAUGGUUGGUGGACAAAAGUAGAAUUGCAACCAAAAUAAAAUGUGCAUCAGGAGCUUGUGAUCCUGGAAAGGUUAUAUGGAAAAGCAAUCCUACCAAGCCCUGCCCAAAUUGUCAACAUGCUAUUGACAACGAUGAUGUAGCACAAGAGUGGCCUGGCUUACCAAAAGGUGUCAAAUUUGAUCCAUCUGAUCAGGAAAUAAUUUGGCACUUGCUUGCAAAAGUUGGGGUAGGAGAUUCAAAACCUCAUCCCUUCAUUGAUGAAUUUAUUACUACUCUUGAAGUGGAUGAUGGAAUUUGUUAUACUCAUCCUCAAAAUUUACCUGGUGUUAAGCAAGAUGGAAGUGCUUCCCACUUCUUCCAUAGAGCAAUCAACGCUUACAACACCGGCACCCGAAAGCGCCGAAAAAUACUAGGGCAAGAUUUUGGUGAUGUCCGCUGGCACAAGACUGGAAGAACUAAACCAGUUGUCUUUAAUGGGAUUCAAAAAGGCUGUAAAAAGAUUAUGGUUUUGUAUGUUAGCAAUGUAAGGGGAGGAAGAGCUGAGAAAACUAAUUGGGUUAUGCAUCAAUAUCACCUAGGAACAGAAGAAGAUGAAAAAGAUGGAGAGUACAUUAUCUCUAAAGUGUUUUACCAGCAGCAGCAAGUCAAAUUGGGUGAUAAAGAUGAUAAAGAUGUUCCUGAAGCCACUGAAAUCAAUGAAUCAACAAUUGUGAAAGUGGAUCCAGUCACUCCCAAAUUUGUGACUCCUGAAACUCCUUGUAAUGAAAGGUGGUGUGCAGAUCUAGACCUUGGACAAGAAACACAUAACAGUCCGCAGCUUCCUCAGAUGGAUUGUUUAGAUGAGAUUCAAGCUGAUUACCAAGACCUUGCAAAUGAAUCAUCUAUGGUAGAAACUCAACACAAUGAAGGGAUGGAUGAUAAAGAAAAAAAUACCGAGGAAGGCCAAAAAUGGUGGGACAGUGAGUCACAGAAUCUGUUGGAUUCACAACAACUGGUCGAGGCACUAUCACUGUGUGACGAUCUACUCCAAAGCCAGUCUCCCAGUAGAGAUGGAAAACAUGAAGAUCAUAAGAACCAACCCGGUCUUUCUGUUUAUGCUCAGCUAGGACCAGAAAAUCUGAAGAAGGAUAUUGAAGAGUGUCAAAAUCUUGCCCUUGAUAAAGCAAAUAUAGAGAAUGAUACACCUUCAGAGUUUCGACUAAGUCAGCUGGAAUUUGGUUCACAGGACAGCUUUAUUUCCUGGGGCUAUGGCAAGGCAGUGAACUAAUAUGGUUCUUCACCUCAGCUGGGCAAGCUGAUGUUUUUGUAACUACAUUUUGUUGUUGAGAUUCCUUUCAAAAUUAUGGGCUAAUCCUUUUCCCCUUUUGGUUGAAGGGCUAAACUCAACUGUUGCUCCUUUGCUUGACUAAUUGAGCUGUAAUGUUAAAGCAAUGAACUUUGUUGCUUGAUACUUUGAUCAAGUAGUAUUGUAAUUAUACCU